CUCGCCAACUUUCUCGACGUCAGUGACAUCUCCAGCGACCCUCUUUCCAAGACUUUGCCCAUCUAAUCUAGUGGGCAGGGGAACGGCCGGAACGCUACCGGGGCCGCGAUCCCCGUGCCCUCAAUACGUUUGUCGAUAAGAGCGCACGGCAGUCACCUGGUGUGAAGACUAAUCUGCGGGCACAAUGCGUUUCGUCCUUCUCACUCUCACAUCGCUCUUGGGCGCCCUCGCGACAAACAUGAACCGCAUCGACACACACGUACACAUUAUUCCCCCGUCAUAUCGCGCCGCGAUCGACAAGUAUGGCGACCCGUCAGGGUGGGCAAUGCCAGCCUGGUCUCUCGAUGCGGCGCUGAACGCCUCGUCGCAGCUCGGCGUGCGCGUCUCAGUCGUGAGCGUGACCUCGCCCGGCCCGUCCAUCGCUGGCGCGGGCGAGGAGGGCCGCGCCCUCGCGCGCGCAUGCAACGACGAAUGCGUGGCCCUGGCGCACCAAGCGCCGGGCAAGAUCGCUCUCUUCGGCAGCCUUCCCGACUGGAACGAUGUGGAGGGCACGCUCGCCGAGAUCGACUAUGUCAUGCGCGACCUGCGCUGUCCCGGCGUCGUGGCCAUGACGACGUACGGCGGCCUGUUCCUCGGCAACCCCAAGUUCAAGCCCAUCUGGGCGCGCCUCGAGCGAUACAAGGCCAUCGUGUUCAUCCACCCCGCCGCGGUGGACGUGACGCCGCGCUUGAUCGCCGAGAAGCUGCCACAGCCCAUCGUCGACUAUCCGCAAGCGACGACGCGCACGGCCUCUGACCUCGUCCUCACCCGCACAUUCACCAAGCACAGCAAGUUCAAGGUCAUCCUCUCGCAUGCGGGCGGCACGCUCCCGUGGCUCGCGGACCGCAUGUCGUCGAGCUCCCGACUCGUCGACCCCAACAUGACCAUGGACGAUGUGCUCGAGACAAUCCGCCACUUCUACUUUGACGUCGCGCUCAGCACGACACCCACGGCGCUAUACGGCCUCCUGCAGGUUACGACGCCGGACAAGAUCCUGUACGGCAGCGACUUCCCGUAUGCGGCCCUCAACAGCAGCAUGCGGCACACAACGCGCCUCGACACCCUGUUGGCCGGCGAGUUCCGCAACCUCAGUGCUGUCAACAGUGAAAACGCGGAAAAACUGUUUGGCGGCGUGGACAAGGUCGUCGCGCGGCUCAAGGGAGGGAAAAAGCCCAAGCUCUAGCGGAGCGGGAUGCGCAUGGAGCGAGUGGAGUGAGCAGCAGUGAGAGUGAAAGCGUGGUGUGGAUGUGAUGCAGAUAAUUUGCCCGUG
This is a messenger RNA of Cutaneotrichosporon oleaginosum, 1309 nucleotides long. RefSeq lists its product as uncharacterized. Gene Ontology annotation, molecular function: carboxy-lyase activity; hydrolase activity. Lineage: Eukaryota; Fungi; Basidiomycota; Tremellomycetes; Trichosporonales; Trichosporonaceae. Gene Ontology annotation, biological process: secondary metabolic process. The record is from RefSeq and is a predicted model, not a curated record. Gene Ontology annotation, cellular component: cytoplasm; cytosol.